Messenger RNA from Schizosaccharomyces osmophilus, 882 nucleotides. RefSeq names its product verprolin (gene vrp1). Lineage: Eukaryota; Fungi; Ascomycota; Schizosaccharomycetes; Schizosaccharomycetales; Schizosaccharomycetaceae. The transcript has 2 exons. The record is from RefSeq and is a predicted model, not a curated record. Gene Ontology annotation, molecular function: actin binding. Bases 1 to 882 code for a protein of 293 amino acids.
AUGCCUCCGGCUCCUCCUCCCCCUCCAGCUCCAGCACCUGCUGCAGCCGUACCCGCUCCUCCUCCCGUAACUAAAGAUCGAUCCGAUUUACUGAAUUCCAUUCAGAAAGGAACAAAGUUAAAAAAGGCACAAACAAAUGAUCGAUCUGCUCCUAGCGUUGGCGGCGGUGGUAUUGUCGGGGACGCUUCAAAAGCAGCUGGUCGCUCUAGUAAAUUAGCGGGCGCACCUCCAAUGCCUGCUUCUGGCUCCUCUGGAUCAAAUGAACCCGCUGUCCCUGCUAGUGCUCCUAAGUUAGGUGGUCUCUUCUCACAAGGAAUGCCUAAACUUCGAAAAGUAGGAAAGGCUUCUUCCACUGCGUCUCCACCACAGCCUCCGAUAUCGUCCAAACCUAUGUCUUCUCCUCCCCCUCCUCCCCCUACAUAUUCUGCACCGCCUGUUCCUCUUUCGGCACCUUCUAUUCCAUCCGCUUCUGCUCCUCGUAUUCCUACUUCGUUGCCCCAGAAAACUUCACCCUCGCCAAGUCCUACCAACGUGCCUUCUUCACCUCCUCCUCCAGUUCCAUCUGCACCAUCCAAAGCACCUCCAUUGCCUCCACAGUCAGCUCCACCCCUAGGUUCGCAUAUGCCUAUAAAUUCACGAGUCUCCUCUGGAAAUUCACAAACAUUUCCUCCUCCUCCUCCUCCGCCUCCUCCAAGUCAUCCUCCUUCAUCACCAAUACCUGCUUCUUCUUACACUCUACAACAUCGCUCAGACAAAGUUGACGACCAUGGAAGGUUUCACUUCAAAGACGAUAGCUAUCUUCCUCAACCACGACGAUUCAGGGGAGGUCCAAAAAUUUAUCGGGGAAGUACUGGAUCGACAGUGCCCCUCAGACUUGCUUAG